Messenger RNA from Triticum aestivum (bread wheat), 2958 nucleotides. RefSeq names its product disease resistance protein PIK6-NP-like. Lineage: Eukaryota; Viridiplantae; Streptophyta; Magnoliopsida; Poales; Poaceae. Gene Ontology annotation, biological process: defense response to other organism. The transcript is spliced from 6 exons. Gene Ontology annotation, molecular function: ADP binding. The record is from RefSeq and is a predicted model, not a curated record. Bases 195 to 2957 code for a protein of 920 amino acids.
CAGAAACGGGCGGCUCCCGCUCUCGGCUCCAGUGGGGUCUCUCGCGGUCGCCGCUGCGGAUUUGUUGAUCUCGCCGGCGGCGGUGCUCGCCUGACUUCCAUCGAAUAGCAGGUGUUUGCUAAUCGUGCUGAAGCUUGUGGCCAUUUUCUGCAAAACUGGGCAUCUUGGUAGCUACACUCAUAAGCGUCCAACAGAUGGUGAGCGCCUUGGCAGGGGUGAUGACCUCUGUCAUCGGCAAGCUCACCACCCUGCUUGGGGAGGAGUACGCAAAGCUGAAAGGUGUGCACAGGGAGGUGGAGUUCAUGAAAGAUGAGCUGAGCAGCAUGAACGCGCUCCUUCAGAGGCUGGCAGAGGUGGACCGUGAUCUUGAUGUGCAGACAAAGGAAUGGAGGGACCAAGUCCGGGAGAUGUCUUAUGAUAUUGAGGAUUGCAUAGACGACUUUAUGAAAAGCCUUGGCCAAACUGACAUUGCUAAGAGAGCAGGGCUUGUCCAAAAUGUGAUCCAGCAGCUCAAGGCACUGAGGGGGCGCCAUCAAAUAUCCAGCCAAAUCCAGGGGCUCAAGGCACGUGUUGAAGAUGCAAGCAAGCGACGUAUGAGGUAUAAGCUCGAUGAGCGCACCUUUGAGCAUCGCAUCUCAAGGGCCAUUGACCCUCGUCUUCCUUCGCUCUAUGCUGAGCCAGACGGGCUCGUCGGUAUUGACAAGCCAAGAGACGAGCUCAUCAAGUGCCUAAUGGAGGGGGGGGUGGGUGCAUUGGUGCAGCAGCAAAAGGUGAUAUCAAUUGUGGGUUCUGGGGGCCUCGCUUUUGUUUCUUUGUCGCAGCAGCCUGAUGUGAAGAAGAUCCUAAGAAGUAUACUCUCUCAAGUCAGCCAGCAGGAGUACGCUAACAUAGAUGUCUGGGAUGAGGAAAAGCUCAUCAAUGCAAUCCGAGAAUUUCUAAAGAACAAAAGGUAUUUUGUCAUCAUUGAUGAUAUUUGGAGUAAUCAAGCAUGGAAGAUUAUCAAGUGUGCUUUGUUUCCAAAUGAUGUUGGGAGCAAAAUAAUGACAACAACUCGCAGUAUUACUAUAGCCAAGUCAUGUUGCUCUCCUCAGCAUGAUCAUGUCUAUGAAAUAAUGCCUCUUACUGAAGCCAACUCUAAGAGUUUAUUUUUGAAACGUAUAUUUGGCUCGGGAGAUAUGUGCCCUCCUAAGUUGGAAGAAGUCUCCUCAGAGAUAUUGAAGAAAUGUGGUGGUUCACCCUUGGCGAUUAUUACAGUGGCUAGCUUGCUGGCUAAUAAAGCUAGUACAAAUGAAGAAUGGGAGAGGGUAUAUAACUCAAUCGGUUCGACACUGGAAAAAGAUCCCGGUGUAGAAGAGAUGAGAAAAAUAUUAUCCCUCAGCUAUGAUGAUCUUCCCCAUCAUUUAAAGACAUGUUUACUAUACCUGAGUAUAUUUCCAGAAGACUGUGAGAUUAAGAGGGAUCAAUUGAUAAGGAGGUGGAUUGCUGAAGGAUUUAUUAAUACGGAGGGUGGACAAGAUUUGGAGGAGAUAGGAGAUGGGUAUUUCAGUGACCUUAUCAAUAGAAGUAUGGUUCAGCCAGUGAGAAUUCAAUAUGAUGGUCGAGUUUAUUCAUGCCGAGUCCAUGAUAUGAUUCUUGAUCUUCUUAUAUCCAAGUCAAUUGAAGAAAAUUUUGUUACCUUCUUUGGUGGCCAAAAUCAGGAAUUAGUGCUACAACAUAAGAUUCGUAGACUAUCUCUGAACUGUUAUUCCCAAGAGCACAUCGCAGUUCCAUCAACAGCGAUCAUUUCUCAUUGCCGGUCUCUCAGUGUAUUUGGGUAUGCUGAACAGAUGCCUCCUCUUUCGAAGUUUAGAGUUCUGCGAGUACUUGAUAUAGAAAAUGGUGAGGACAUGGAAAGCAGUUUUAUUGAACAUGUAAGGACUCUUUGUCAGUUGAAGUAUUUGCGGCUCGAUGUCAGAAGCAUUUCUGCAUUCCCAGAGCAAUUAGGAGAACUACAGCAUUUGCAGACUCUGGAUAUAAGAUGGACAAAGAUACGAAAAUUGCCCAAAAGCAUUGUUCAACUGCAAAAUAUGACAUGUUUGCAUGUCAAUAAUCUUGAAUUACCUGAAGGAAUUGGGAAUCUGCAUGCUCUUCAGGAGCUAAGAGAGAUCAAAGUCAAGUGGGACAGUUUGGCAUCUUCUUUGCUGGAAUUGGGCAGCCUGACUAAAUUGAGGAUUCUUGGGCUGCGCUGGUGCAUCAUCGAUACACACGGUAACAAAGAAAUUUUUGUGGAGAACGUGGUCUCAUCGCUCUGUAAACUGGGUAGACUCAACCUUCGGUCUCUAUGCAUUAAGAAAAUGUAUGGUUAUUCCAUAGAAUUCUUGCUGGAUUCUUGGUUCCCAUCCCCUCAUCUCCUCCAGAAAUUUCAGAUGGACGCGUACUAUUUCUUUCCCAGAGUUCCAGUUUGGAUCGCGUCACUUGACAACCUCUCGUACCUAGAUAUCAAUAUUAACCCUGUAGAAGAGGAGGCAUUAGAGAUCCUUGGAGGGUUACCUGCUUUGCUGCUUCUGUGUUUGUCAUCAGAAUCAUCUGCUCAAAAACAAAGACUCGUUAUAAGCAGCAACAUGUUCAUAUGCCUGAAGGAUUUCCGCUUCACCUGCUGGAGCAAUGGCAAAGGACUGAUAUUUGAAGCUGGGGCCAUGCCGAGUCUUGAGAAGCUGGAGGUUCCAUUAGACGCAGGCAAGGAUCUUGAUUUUGGCAUCCAGCACCUCUCUUCCCUUAUGCAUGUUACCGUGAAGAUCAUUUGCGGUGGUGCCACGGUUCGGGAGGUGGAAGCAUCGGAGGACGCCAUCAGGAGCGCAGUUACUCUCCUUCCGAACCACCCCACACUGGAAAUCCGAAUAUGGGGUGAUGAAAAUAUGGUGGAGGAGGACCAAGGGAAGGCUGAAGAGGAGAUCCAGACAAGCACACAACUCAUCUGAC